AUGAAACAAAACAACCAACACGUUGAUUUCAGUCUCCAAUACAAUGAAAACUACAGAAUGAGACACAGGGAACUUAGUGAGUUGAUAGAGUACGAGGAUGCACCCUAUUCACGGAUAAGUGACGUGAAGAACAACACAAGAAUGGUUAAGGCGGUGCUAUUCAUGAAUUCAUCCAAAAAGCUGUCUAUUUUCAACAAGAACGUGGAAAUAGACCUAGAGAGAACCAAUAGAGAGAUUCAGACGUACGAAGAAGAGAAAGAUGGUCUCCAUUUCAUAGAAGACCUCUCUUGUAGGGUGGAAGUUGAAUUCAAGUGCAACAUUUUCAAUGACUUUCUGGUGACUGGAAUGGUCCUUGGAUUUGUUGGUGCGAUGGAAGGAGCCAAAUUCGUCUGUACCAAAAUAAUUUAUCCAGGAGCACUUUCAGGCAGAAUGGAUGACGUAGUCUCAGAACACAGGCUACUCAUCUUUAGCAACGUCAAAUUCAACAGAAACUUCCCAAAUUUGCUCACUCUUCUAGAUCUAAACAGGGACAAAUACGAUGACGUAGUCUUUAUUGGACCAAUAUUCGAUAGAACACAGGAUGAUUGGGAUUUCAGCAAAUUCAACAGGUUUCUGGACACAUUUCCAGGCAAAUUGUACAUUCUACCAGGAUUGGAUGAUCCAACAAGUGGAUUCGUACCACAGCCACCACUUCACAAACUGCUCUUUUCCAGAAACAAGAAUGUUGUACGACUUACCAAUCCAGCCACUGUGGAAAUCAACAGCAAAACGUGCCUAUUUCUUGAUGGAAAAUACGCAAUGGCCGACUUACUGAGAUACAAGAAACACAGUAGAGCCACGGAUGCAAUGAAAGCAGUGAUAAAAAGCAGACUGAUUCUACCAAAUGCACCGGAUACGAUACCAUGUGUCCCUGAGUCACAUAGAGACCCUCUCUUGCUCUCCAAAGUGUCCCUGAUUGUCUCAGGUGGCACCAAAACUGAAUACGACAUUUUCAGGCAGAAGAUGCUUCUUUCUGUGGCUGACUUCGACGAGACCAAAGUUGCGACACUUUUUCACAUGAAAAACAAACAAAUUGAGGAGAUCGCCUUCUGCGAAUAA
Enterospora canceri is the source of this 1098-nucleotide messenger RNA. Lineage: Eukaryota; Fungi; Microsporidia; Enterocytozoonidae. The record is from the annotation of a GenBank genome assembly.